Effrenium voratum is the source of this 591-nucleotide messenger RNA. The record is from the annotation of a GenBank genome assembly. NCBI's taxonomy places the organism in Eukaryota, Dinophyceae, Suessiales, Symbiodiniaceae.
AUGCGGAUGGAGCUCAUCUCCAGCCUUGUGGAGUACUACGCCAGGAACAACCGGUUCCCCGAGGCAGAGGCGCUGCUGCAGUCGAAGAUCAAACGCUGCGAGGACGUCUAUGGCAAGAACUCCGCUGUGGUCAUGAGCUUCUCUGAAGAUUUGGCUAUCCUGCUGGAGAAUGCCGGAGACAUGGACCGGUCUGAGGACAUGUUCCGUCACGUGUUGACCGUUCGGAGGCUUGCCUUGGGCCCGGAGCACGAGGACACUUUGCGGUCCAUGUCCAACUUGGCUGUGCUUCUGGAGCGUACUGGCCGCGGAGAGGAGGCAUUGAAGCUUUACGAGAAGUGCCAGGCUGGCAGAACGAAGGUCUUUGGCCCCACACACGCCAAGACCCUGGAGAGCACCAUUGGCCUGGCCGUCUGCCUCUCAGAUGUGGAACGCACCACCGAGGCAGAGACCGUGUUGACUGGAGUCCUGGCCGAAUUGGAAGCGCAGAAUUAUCACACUGACCACGAGUGGUUUCUGAUCUGCUUGGACAAGCUCGGAGAACUGGCAAAGGUCCAUGAGGAUAUCAGCCGCGCCGAGGCAUCGGAGGGAUGA